GGGAUAGUCCCUUCUUUACCCACAAGUGCCUCUUUCGAGAGGUGCCUGGCAUCCCAUUCCAAUGAGCUACUCUGGGCUGUGCCCAGUUCGGCGGUUAGGGACACGGGCAGGUUUAUUCUCACAAUGCUCCCACAUCCCUAGCAGCCCCCAACUUUUACUAGAAAAGGGAGUUUAGUGGGGAAACUUCAUGGGCAAAAUGCCACCCCAAAGUUAAAGCAAGCUAAGCAGAAUUGGCCUAGAGAAAAAAAAUCUCUGAGGACAGAACUCACCGGUCCAAUGUCUGACCAUGCGGAUGUGAGCCUCCCACCCCAAGACCGGGUGAGGAUUCUGUCGCAACUCGGGAGUGCAGUUGAGUUAAAUGAAGACAUUCCGCCCCGUCGCUACUUUCGUUCCGGUGUUGAGAUCAUCCGCAUGGCAUCCAUUUACUCUGAAGAAGGCAACAUUGAACAUGCCUUUAUCCUCUACAACAAGUACAUCACGCUGUUUAUUGAAAAACUUCCAAAACACCGAGACUACAAAUCGGCCAUCAUUCCCGAGAAGAAAGACGCGGUCAAGAAAUUAAAGAAUGUCGCUUUCCCUAAAGCGGAAGAGCUGAAGACAGAACUCUUGAAGAGAUACACCAAAGAGUAUGAGCAGUAUAAGGAGCGAAAGAAGAAGGAAGAAGAAGAACUUGCCCGAAAUAUCGCCAUCCAGCAAGAGCUGGAAAAAGAAAAGCAGAGAGUUGCACAGCAGAAGCAGAAGCAGCUCGAGCAGGAGCAGUUCCAUGCCUUUGAGAAGAUGAUCCAGAAGCAGGAGCUGGAGAAAGAGCGGCUAAAAAUUGUUCAAGAGUUCGGGAAGGUAGACCCUGGCCCGUGUGGGCCUCUGCUCCCUGAUCUGGAAAAGCCCUGUGUAGAUGUGGCCCCCAGUUCACCUUUCUCGCCCACGCAGACUUCAGACUAUAACACAACCCUGAGGCCAGCUAAGCCACCUGUGGUGGACAGGUCCCUCAAACCUGGAGCAUUAAGCGUCAUAGAAAAUGUUCCCACCAUUGAAGGCCUGCGCCACAUUGUGGUGCCCCGCAAUCUGUGCUCAGAAUUUCUCCAGCUUGCCAGCGCCAACACUGCCAAGGGCAUCGAGACCUGUGGAGUCCUCUGUGGAAAACUGAUGAGAAAUGAAUUCACAAUCACACAUGUUCUCAUCCCCAGACAAAAUGGUGGGCCUGAUUAUUGCCACACAGAGAAUGAAGAAGAAAUUUUCUUUAUGCAGGAUGAUCUUGGACUCCUCACUCUUGGCUGGAUCCACACCCAUCCAACCCAAACGGCCUUUCUGUCCAGUGUGGAUCUGCACACGCACUGCUCCUACCAAAUGAUGUUACCGGAGUCCAUAGCAAUUGUCUGCUCCCCCAAGUUCCAGGAAACUGGAUUCUUUAAAUUAACUGACUAUGGCCUUCAAGAGAUUUCGACCUGCCGGCAGAAAGGCUUUCACCCCCAUGGCAGAGACCCACCGCUGUUCUGUGACUGCAGCCAUGUCACUGUCAAAGACAGAAUUGUGACGAUCACAGACCUUCGAUAAAUCUCAGUCAUGAACCAGGAGGUGGCCCACUGGGUAAACGCACUUGCCACCAAGCCCAACAGCCCAAGUUCUAUUCCUGGGAUCCCCCCAAGUUGUCCUCUAGCCUUCAUUUGUGUACUGUGGUAUGUGUGCACCCACAUACACACACAGACACACACACACACACACACACACACAUAUUAAUUUAAAACAAAUAAAUGUAAAUUACAAAAAGA
Molecule: messenger RNA, 1766 nt
Organism: Rattus rattus (black rat)
Lineage: Eukaryota; Metazoa; Chordata; Mammalia; Rodentia; Muridae
Gene: Stambp
Product: STAM binding protein
Exons: 10
Coding region: 277-1551 (424 amino acids)
Biological process (GO): protein K63-linked deubiquitination
Cellular component (GO): cleavage furrow; endosome
Molecular function (GO): metal-dependent deubiquitinase activity; K63-linked deubiquitinase activity; protein binding
Source: RefSeq, a predicted model, not a curated record